Dama dama (fallow deer) is the source of this 8384-nucleotide messenger RNA. RefSeq names its product WD repeat domain 44 (gene WDR44). The transcript is spliced from 20 exons. Gene Ontology annotation, molecular function: protein binding. NCBI's taxonomy places the organism in Eukaryota, Metazoa, Chordata, Mammalia, Artiodactyla, Cervidae. The coding region runs from base 393 to 3131 and encodes 912 amino acids. The record is from RefSeq and is a predicted model, not a curated record.
GUGUUUUGCGGGCAACUAGCUCUCCCAGCAGCUGUAAUUGCUGCUGCGGGAGAUAUCCGAGCUGCCGCCGUCCGCGCGCCCGCCCUCCCCCACUGAGGCGAGCCACCGCCUCUUUCGCUCUCCUCACACACCUAUCGCCGGGAGCGGCGGCAGCAACAGUCCCUGGAUCCACCGCCGCCUCCUCAGACGGCCGCUCUGCUGGUUAUUGCCUCAGUCCGACAGUUGCCGGCGGCCCCCUGUCCAGCUCCUCUCUUCAGAUCGUCUGCUCCCUCCUCAUCCUCCCGGGACCCACCUCCCCACGGUUCGCCGGGGUGGAGGACGACGUGGAGGAGACGAGAGUCACCCUCCCUCCAGGCGGCGCCGGCCCCCUCACCCGCGGGUGUGUCCUAUAAAUGGCGUCGGAAAGCGACACGGAGGAAUUCUUUGAUGCCCCUGAAGAUGUGCACCUAGAGGGCGGCGACCCUAUCGGGUAUCCAGGAAAAGUUGGGAUUUCAGCAUUAAAGGAAACAGAGAGCUCUGCAUACAAAGUUGGAAAUGAGUCCACUGUACAAGAACUGAAACAAGAUGUAUCUAAAAAGAUUAUUGAAAGUAUUAUUGAGGAGAGUCAGAAAGUACUACAGCUUGAAGAUGAUUCUUUGGAUUCCAAAGGAAAAGGACAGUCUGAUCAGGCUAUUGCCAGUCCUCUCACAGCUGGAAGAGAUCUUAGCAAUAUACCUGGACUGUUAGCCAUAGAUCAAGCACUGCAGGAAGAUUCUCAGAAGGCAGAGAGUCAGGAUGUAUCUGAAGAAACUGAAUUAGAAUCAAAACAAUGUUUUCCUUCUGAUGACACAUGUGAGAAGCCAGUAGAUGAAACCACAAAGUUAACUGAAAUAAGUUCAACUGCACAGCUUAAUAUUCCUGAAACUGUAACAGAAGUGUUGAACAAGGAAGAAGUGGAAGUCAAAGAAAGUGAUGUUCUAGAAUCUGUAUCCUCGCACUCCUUAUCUAUGAAAGAUUUUGCUGAAGUGGAAGAAGUUGCACCUGCCAAACCGCCAAGACAGCUUACUCCAGAACCUGAUAUAGUAGCUAGUACAAAGAAGCCUGUUCCAGCACGCCCACCCCCUCCAGCUAACUUCCCACCUCCUAGGCCCCCACCUCCAUCUCGACCUGCUCCACCACCAAGAAAAAAGAAGAGUGAAUUGGAGUUUGAGGCUCUUAAGACACCUGAUCUAGAUGUUCCCAAAGAGAAUAUUACAUCUGAUCCUCUCCUAACUACGAGCAUGGCUUCAGAGAGUACAGUCAAAGAUUCUCAGCCUUCUCUUGAUUUGGCAAGUGCUACCAGUGGAGAUAAAAUAGUUACUGCCCAGGAAAAUGGAAAAGCACCUGAUGGGCAGACAAUAGCAGGUGAAGUGAUGGGCCCUCAGAGACCUAGAUCCAACUCUGGGAGAGAGCUUACUGAUGAGGAAAUUUUAGCCAGUGUAAUGAUUAAGAACCUAGAUACUGGAGAAGAAAUACCUUUGAGUCUUGCAGAAGAGAAACUGCCAACGGGUAUUAAUCCUCUCACUCUACACAUCAUGAGAAGGACUAAGGAAUAUGUAAGUAAUGAUGCAGCACAGUCAGACGAUGAAGAGAAGUUACAGUCUCAACAAACAGAUACUGAUGGUGGACGGUUAAAACAGAAAACGACUCAACUAAAGAAGUUCCUAGGAAAAUCAGUAAAGAGAGCGAAGCACCUUGCUGAGGAAUAUGGUGAACGUGCUGUAAAUAAAGUUAAAAGUGUUAGAGAUGAAGUUUUUCAUACUGAUCAAGAUGAUCCUUCAUCAAGUGAUGAUGAAGGAAUGCCGUACACAAGACCAGUUAAAUUCAAAGCAGCACAUGGCUUCAAAGGACCUUACGAUUUUGAUCAGAUCAAAGUGGUACAAGAUCUUAGUGGUGAACAUAUGGGAGCUGUGUGGACCAUGAAAUUUUCUCACUGUGGCAGAUUACUUGCCUCUGCUGGACAAGACAAUGUAGUGAGAAUAUGGGCUUUAAAAAAUGCUUUUGACUAUUUCAACAAUAUGCGAAUGAAAUACAAUACAGAAGGACGUGUGUCCCCAUCACCUUCUCAGGAAAGUCUAAAUUCAUCAAAAUCUGAUACAGAUACAGGGGUAUGCAGUGGAACUGAUGAAGACCCUGAUGAUAAAAAUGCACCAUUUCGACAACGGCCGUUUUGCAAAUAUAAAGGACAUACUGCUGAUCUGCUUGAUCUUUCCUGGUCUAAAAACUACUUUCUGCUUUCUUCUUCAAUGGAUAAAACAGUCAGAUUAUGGCACAUUUCCAGAAGAGAAUGCCUUUGCUGUUUUCAGCAUAUAGAUUUUGUCACUGCCAUAGCUUUCCAUCCGAGAGAUGACAGGUAUUUUCUAAGUGGGUCUUUGGAUGGAAAGCUCCGCCUUUGGAACAUACCUGACAAAAAAGUGGCUUUGUGGAAUGAAGUAGAUGGUCAAACAAAAUUGAUCACAGCUGCAAAUUUCUGUCAGAAUGGCAAAUAUGCAGUGAUUGGAACAUAUGAUGGAAGGUGUAUUUUCUAUGAUACAGAGCAUUUGAAAUACCACACACAGAUACAUGUCCGAUCUACUAGAGGGCGCAACAAGGUUGGAAGAAAAAUUACUGGCAUUGAGCCUUUACCUGGAGAAAAUAAGAUACUGGUAACCUCAAAUGACUCCAGAAUCAGACUAUAUGAUCUUAGAGAUUUGUCGCUGUCCAUGAAGUAUAAAGGUUACGUCAACAGCAGCAGCCAGAUCAAAGCAAGUUUCAGCCAUGAUUUUAAUUACCUUGUUAGUGGCUCAGAAGAUAAGUAUGUUUAUAUCUGGAGUACUUACCAUGACUUAAGCAAGUUUACUUCAGUCAGGAGAGAUCGUAAUGACUUUUGGGAAGGUAUUAAAGCACAUAAUGCAGUUGUUACAUCAGCUAUCUUUGCUCCAAACCCAAGUUUGAUGUUGUCUUUGGAUGUGCAAUCUGAAAAAUCAGAAGGAAAUGAAAAAGGUGAAGAUGCCGAAGUGUUGGAAACCAUGCCCUCUGGUAUUAUGAAGACAGACAACACAGAAGUUCUUCUCUCUGCUGACUUCACUGGAGCAAUCAAAGUGUUUAUUAACAAAAGGAAAAAUGUAUCUUAAUUUGAAAUGACAUUUAAAAUAAACAUAUCAGUAAGUUUCUGUAUGUACCAGGACUGAAAAAAAUCAUAGUGUUUCAGGUUAACAUCCUUUUUUUUAAUUUUUAUUGGAAGUUGUUCAAAUAUAAUAUAUUUUUUGAGAGGCAGUGUUAAUGAUCUAGUAAACCCUGGAUUGAUAGACUAGAAAGGAAUGUAGCUAGAAUAACAUUGCCAAACAUUAGGCUUUACAUUUUGUUACGUUUGUGUUUUUGUUAUAUAAUUGUGAACAUGCACAGGUUUCUGCAUGAAAAUAUAUUAAUAUAUUAAUCACAUGUGUGUGCCUUUUGGUUACAUGCACUAAAUCUAACAGAGUUAAAUUAUUUCAGUGGCUCUUUUGGCCUCUUAUUGAGGAGGAGUGUCUUGUUUCUAGCUUAAAUAAUUUCUUUUGCACAAAAUUUCAUUUUUAAGAGAAGUGGUAUCUUUUGACUGAGUUAUUGUUUUAAAAAUGUUAUAUAGGUUUUCAAUAGGUCAACAACCAUGUGUAAAUGGUUUUUAUAAAUUUCUCAAUUUGGGGACGAUUUUUUUUGUGUGUGUGGUCUAAAUUGUGGACUUAAGAUUCUUUUCUUUGUAUGUGUAUAUAUAAUUUUUUUUUUUGCCACACUGGAGCACAAUGUUUCUAUGUAAAGAAUUCUUUUCAUUCUUUAUCCAUGAGCACCAGGCUUUGCUCACUUAAAAAAAAUUAAGCCGCAUUAAGGAGUGAGUCUUCUUUUUUACAAUAAUGUAAAAAUGGACUGUUUACAUUUUUUUAAAGCAUUGUAGUUUUAAAAAUUAAGCUGUUUUGUUUUCUGUUGUUAAAUUUGGAAGCCUUUGUAAAUAUUGAUAAUGUACCAAUGAAAUAACAUCUGGGGUUGAUGGAACCCUAAUAAUGUUGUUGAUGGUUAGCAUAUGUUUCUGAAAAUUAAAUAUGUAUUAUUAAAAGUUGGUGGCCAAAAAUUGUUAAACAUGUGAUUUUAUUUUCCAAUGACUUCAGUAACUUGAGAAAUGUAAGAAAAUAAAAGUCUUGUUAAUUUGAUUUUUAGCAAGCAGAGAUCAAAUUUUGGACCCCUAAAUUAUAAUGCAUUAGCUACAUACCUUUAAGAAAAAUAGUUUUUAAUUCUAGUUCUAAAAUGAAUACUGCUACCAAUUCAUCUCUAUGCUUAUACAUUCUUUACUGCAGUGGUUUUCAGUAUGUAAGUGAGAAGCUGAGGAGCCAUGAUCAUAUCCUUAUUAAUCAGCAUAGUCUUGAGUGUCCUGGAUUUUCUAGUUCAUUCUGUAUUGUUUAUCUUGGUUUUAUUUCUAUGCUGCUUUCUUCCUCUUCCCAGCGACAUGCUUCCUCCUUCCUCUCCUCCUACCUUCCUCACUAUCCUCUCCCCAUCUCUCUGCUCACUUUCCUGUACUCUGCCUGACAGAUCAAGUUGUUAUGCCAUUGGCUUUCUAACUGGUCUCUUUCUUAGUCUCAAGGUCUGGAUGGCAGUGGAAUUGGUCUAGUGUCUCAGAGAACUCAGUGUAUUCAACUCUCUGAGGCUGCUUGGGUUUCGCUGACUUCUGCCUGAUGCCUCGUAGUCUUGCUGUGGUGCUGGAUGUUUCAACUGCAUAUAAUCGGGGUGUUGCCAUAUGAAUAUUUCCUGAUGGGUUUUAUGUGGUUUCUUGAACAAAAAGGCAAAGGCAAAAUAGUUGGAAUGCAAGCUUAAGAGAACAAUACUGAUAUUUCUAAAUUUAAUUUUUAAAAUGUUGGUUUAUCAUUAUAUAAAUAUGCUGCAAAGUUACAAGUCAGAAAGUGAGUUUGAAAAGGUAGCAUCAAGAUGUAUGUAAAGAAAAAUUGAACAGUAUUUUUCCCUAAAAUGAACUGUAUUAGAAACUCACUGUAUUAAGUGGUGUGGUAUUAUUGGAAGGAGCACAGAUUCUAGAAUUAGAUAAACUUAGAUUUGGUUUCCUCUUUGAGCACCUUCCUUGGGCAUGUUAUUUUAUAUUAAUUUCCAUGUCCUUAUCUGCAAUAUAAGAAUAUCUCACUGAAAUCAUAAGGAUUUAGUGAAAAUCAUGUAUAUGUAAAACUUGGUACCUAGCUAGUACUCAAUAGACAUACAUUUCUCACUGCAUUUCCCGAAUCCCUCAGUACACUUCUAGACCAAAAAAAAGGGAGGGGAGGAUGUGGAAGCGGAAGCACUUUUCAGAUACUGAUAUUUCAUGGAUGAAUAUAUAUUUUUUUGAUGAAUAGUAUUUUAAGGAUUGACAAUAGGGCACCAGGCCUUUUUUGUCAACUCAACACUUUAAAAAACUUCCACCAUUUAUUUGUUAUUUAGUUCCUAAGUCAUGUCUGACUUGUGACCCAAUGAACUGUAACCCGCCAGGCUCCUCUGUCCAUGAAAUUUUCUAGGCAAGAAUACUCAGUGGGUUGCCAUUUCCUUCUCCAGUGGAUCUUCCCUACCCAGAGAUUGAACCUGCAUCUCCUGCUUAGCCGGUGGAUUCUUUACCACUGAGCCACCUGGGAAGCCACCAUCAUAAAAGAGAGAACAUUUUAAUACUAAAAAAAGUCAAGCACAAUCUUAUCUUAGGGCAACAGUCUAUUAAAGUGAAUAAAUCUAGCUUUUGAAAAAAGUAACCAUAUUUUCUUAUUUUCCCUUUCUCUGGUGAAAAUUUCAUCACCGAGUUAGUGUGGCUGCCUAAAUAAGUUUAAAGCCACAUUUCAUUAAAAACUCUUUGAAGAGUCAUAACAAGCCUUCCCUUGCCUUUAUCUUGUUUACAUUAAUUGGAAUUAAAAUAUGAAUGACAACAUAAUUUAGCAUGCCAUUUUCUCUGGUCUUUCACAUUAUACAGCUAAGCAGUUGCUUUUUAUUCUUUGAAAUACAUGUAUAACAUUAAUAUAUCCAUUCCCCAAAUUCCAAUUUCAAAUUUUGAGAGCCGGCUCUCCUUAUUGAUAUGAAAAAAUCAAAUUUUCGGAAUUUUUUAAGUCUUUAUUAUGGGAUUCAGGAUAAAACUAUGUUUGGGAUUUAAUAUUUCCCCAUAAGUUUUCAAAAGAAAAUCAUGCCCAGUUUCACUGGUUUCUAGUUUCCUGCCUUGCUUCUGCAUUAGCAUAUGUUUAUUGAACAUCUCCUAUGUACAGACCAUUGCUGGGACUAGAGAAGAAUAAGACAGCGUCUGUGUGCCAGAAGAGCUCACAGUCUGAUGGAGAAGGUGGCCACAGAAACAAGCAAGAGACUUGGAACUGUCUCGUGGCUGUAGCCCUAGGAAUGCCCCUUCUCAUCCUAUUCCCAAUCUCUGUUUUUUUUUUGCUUCCUAGUAACUCAUGACAGCCACUUAACUUUCAGGCCAGUCUUUGUUCAUCUAAUAGUACAAGUAGCAAAGAUAACGUGGGUAAAAGACCUUAUGAGUAAGCCAGAGGUAAGGCAGAAAAAACGAAGUACCUAACCAAGGCAACAUUUUCACUGGUCUCUGGCACCCCUCCUCCCAGCCUAAAAUCAUUGUCUAUUUCCCCCAAAAUCUUACCUGUCUUCUGUUUCAAACUAACUCCUGAUUAUCAGACUCCUCCCCGCAACUGCUUUCCUGUUCCCUUCAGUUCUGAAGCUUGGUCCAUUCUAUUUUCUUUUGUUCUCUAGAUGUAAGUCAUCUAGUCUUGGGGAGCCCAGGUUUCCCCUGUUAACCACAACCACAUGGCUGGUGUAGAUCCAUGCACAUGAAAUGCAUUCAGGUUGAUACAGCAGGGCCAGUGCGAAGGGUGGUAUGGAAAACAGGGGAGAGAUCCACUGCAGAUUCCCCAACAAAUCAAAUGUCAUCAUGUAGAUUACAGGUUAUCUAGGCUGGCCCAAGCAGAUCGAGCUAGCUUGUAUGUCCAGCUACUCUGCACUACAUUUUUUAAAUUUUAUUUUGGAAUAACUAGAUUUACAGAAAAGUUCCAAAGGAAAUAUGGCGUUCCCAUGUACUUAUUACCCAGUUUCCCUUAAUGUUAGUAUCUUACAUUACCAUGGUACAUUCAUCAAAACUAAAAUCCACACUGCUGCAAUACUAUUAAGUAAACUCCCAACUUUAUUCAUAUUGCACCAGUUUUUCACUAGUGUCCUUUUUCAGUUCCAAGAUCCAGUCCAGAAUACCUUUCAUUUAGGCAUAUUGUGCUUCCUUAAUUUAAAUAAACUUUAUUUUAGAAUAGUUUUAUAUUUUUCAGAAAAGUUUGCAUAGUUCACAUAACCCCUGCACCAACUUCCCCUGUGGUUAGCAUCUGACAUUACAGUGGCACAUUUUUCACAUUAAGGGACCAACACUGGUACAUUACUAUUAACUCCAUGCUUUAUUUGGAUUUCACUAGUUUUUACCUAUGUCCUUUUUCUGUUCAGGAAUCCCAUCCAGGAUGUGACAUUAUAUGUGGUUGUCAGGUCUCCUUUGGCUCUUCUUAGCCAUGAUGUUCUCUCUUGCUGCCCAUGCUUCUGAUGACUUCAGCAGUUUUGAGGAGUACUGGUUAAGUAUUUUGUUCAAUGUCCCUCAGUUGGGUUUGUCUGGUAUUUUUCUCAUGAUUUCAACAGGCUGUAGCCUCUAGGGAGGAAGCUCACGGAGGUGGAUUGUUCCUUCAUGACAUCGCAUCAAGCAUAUAUAGUACCAGCAUGACUUAUCACUUGGCUGAGGAGUGUUUGUCAGGUUUCUCUACUACAAAGUUACUUUUUUCUCACUUUCCAUAAAUCUGUUCUUUGGAAGUGAAUCACUAAGCACAGCCCAAACUCUUGGGGUGGGGAAGAGUAAAGGCCCACCUCCUUGAGAAGCAAGUAUCUGUAUAACUUAAUUUGAAACUGCUUAGUACAGGAGAUAGGUCUCUUCUCCCUUAUUUAUUUAUUCAACCAUUUGUUUGUAUCAGCUUGGACUUACAGGUAAUUAUUUUAUACUUUGAGUUGUAGUCCAACACUGCAUUAUUUUGUCUUUCAACUUGUUCUUUCAAGUUGGCUUCUAUGUCCCUUUGACUUUUUUUUUUUUUUUUGAGCACUUCCUUUCUUUAUGUCACUCCUAACAUGCUCCAGGUUCAUUUCAUAUGUUUCCAGUUCUGUAAUCAACCACUUAUCCAGGUUCCUUUUAUUAGAGACUGGUAUUAAAAAUGAAGAUCUGGGUGAUAGAUGUGCUCAUUGCUACUGGGGUGUUGUUUCUUUUAGGCCAUCUCAGCUGACAGAGCAAAGAAAUAUAUGCAUGCAUACAAAUCUCUGUUGAUAUCCACAUCUAUAAAAUUUUCUAUGUAUCUCAAUAUUAAAUUGGAUUUGAAUCCUUG